GAUUUUUUUUUGAAAAAAAAAAAUCAAAUGAUUUGAUCAAAAUAAUAUUAACGGAACUGGAUUAUAUUCUCAUUUUACGAAAUAAAAACAUUCGAUUUGACAUUCAUAAACAACGUUCAUUCGUAAUUCGUAAUUAAUUUUUGAACCGAAAAACAAAACCAAGAAAAAAAUGGAUAAUCUUCAUCAACGUGAUCGUGUUGGUGUUGAUGAUUGUGUUUUACUUGAUGAUUAUCGUAAUCGUGAAUUAUUUAUUGAAAAUCUUCGUAAACGUUUUAAUGAAGAUAUUAUCUAUACAUACAUCGGUACGGUACUUAUAUCGAUAAAUCCGUAUAGAGAAUUAUCAAUCUAUAAUGAUUCAUAUAAACAAAUUUAUGCCAAUGUUAAUUUCUAUCAACUUUCACCUCAUAUAUUUGCUAUUGCUGAUUCAUCAUUUCGUCAAAUGGUUGAUGAAUGUCGUGAUCAAUGUAUAUUAAUAUCGGGUGAAAGUGGUGCCGGUAAAACUGAAUCAUCGAAAAAAAUUUUAGAAUAUUUAUCCAAUAUAACAUCAAGUAAAGGAUCGGAACAACAACAUCAUAUUAAACAGAUUAAUAACCGGUUAUUAUUAUCAAAUCCAAUACUUGAAUCAUUUGGUAAUGCAAAAACUAGUCAUAAUAAUAAUUCAAGUCGAUUCGGUAAAUAUAUGGAUAUUGAAUUUGAUUAUUUGGGUCAUCCAUUAGCUGGUCAUAUUGAUAUUUAUUUAUUGGAAAAAUCACGUGUCGUUUAUCAGAAUAAAAAUGAACAAAAUUUUCAUAUAUUUUAUCUAUUGCUCGGUGGUGCAUCAGAUGAAAUGCUUAAAGAAUUUAAUCUUCGUCGUGAUCCAUUGAAUUAUUUUUAUUUAAAUCAACAGGAUAAUAAUGAUUAUAUUGUUGAUGGUAAUGGUGAUGGUGGUGAUCAAUUUGAAACAAUACAAAUGGCAUUAGAAAUAUUUGAUUUUAAUCGUAAUGAUGAACAACAAAAAAUGUUUGCUAUUGUUGCUGCCAUUUUACAUUUGGGUAAUGUUGGUUUUUUUGAUGAAGAUAAUGGCCAAACAAUUAUAUCGAAUAUGAAACCAGUUACAGUGAUUAGUAAAUUAUUAGAAUGUGAUGUUAAUCUACUCAAACAAUCAUUACUACAUCGAACAAUCGAGGCGAGAGAUGAAUUAAUGACCACCGAUUUAACACGUGAUCAAGCAAUUUAUGCACGUGAUGCAUUAGCUAAAGCUAUUUAUCAACGUUUGUUUGUAUGGCUUGUAUCAAGAUUAAAUCAAUCGCUACAUUCGGCUGGACAGCAACACGGACGACAACAAUCGAAAAAACAAAAAACAGUAAUGGGUUUACUUGAUAUUUAUGGUUUUGAAAUUUUUCAACAAAAUAAUUUUGAACAAUUUUGUAUUAAUUAUUGUAAUGAAAAACUUCAACAAUUAUUUAUUGAAUUAACAUUGAAACAAGAACAAGAAGAAUAUCAACGUGAACAAAUUGAAUGGGAACCAGUUGAAUAUUUUAAUAAUCGAAUUAUUUGUGAUUUGAUUGAAGAAAAACAUCGUGGAAUUAUUGCCUAUUUGGAUGAAGAAUGUUUACGUCCAGGUGAUGCAACGGAUUUAACAUUUUUAUCAAAAUUAGAUGAAAAAAUUUCUGGUCAUCCACAUUAUUGUACAAUAAGACCAAAUCAUUCGAAUAAAAAUAAUCGUCAAAAUGGUAUGAUUGGUGUUAAUGGCCAGGAAAUUGUUGGCGGCCAUCAAUUUCGUAUUACACAUUAUGCUGGUGAUGUUGAUUAUGAAAUUAAUGGAUUUAUUGAUAAAAAUAAUGAUCUAUUAUAUCGUGAUCUUAAAAAAACAAUGUGUUCAUCAAAUCAUUCGAUUAUUAAACAAUUAUUUAAUUCGGAUGAAUUAUCAAAUCAUCGUCGUCCAACAACAACCGCUACACAAUUUCGACAAAGUUUAUCCAAUCUAAUGUCAUUGUUGGCCACUAAACAACCAUGGUAUAUUCGUUGUAUUAAACCGAAUAAUAAUCAACGAAGUAAAUUUUUUGAUGAGAAAAUUGUUUGUCAUCAGGUUCAAUAUCUUGGAUUGAUGGAAAAUCUUCGUGUACGUCGUGCCGGUUUUGCUUAUCGUCGUAAUUUUAAUGAUUUUCUUGAACGUUAUAAAUGUCUUUGUCCAAAAACAUGGCCCUAUUAUGAAGGAUCAUUUCGUGAUGGUGUUCAAGAAUUGGUUGAUUAUUUUGGUUUUGAACCCGAUGAAUAUCGAAUGGGUUUGAAAAAAAUUUUUAUUCGAUCUCCACAAACAUUAUUUCGUAUUGAAGAUGCAUUUCAACAACAUAAACAUGUUCUUGCUACAACUAUUCAAGCUGUAUAUCGUGGUUGGUUAAUGAAAAAACGAUAUGAAACAAUUAGAAAAUCAAUGAUUGCAUUACAGGCAAAUAUUCGUCGUUAUUUAGCCAAGAAAAAUUAUCAACGAAGACGUCAAGCAGCUAAUCAGAUUCGUGCAUUUAUUAAAGGUUUUAUUACACGUAAUGGACCAUCAAAUCAAUUUAAUCAAAAAUUUAAAAGACAAGUUAAAAUUCAUUGGCUUACAACUCUAAGUGAAUCAUUACCGAAUUCGAUUUUAAAUCAUAAAUGGCCUAUGGCACCAAUAUGUUGUCAAGAAGCAUCAAAACUGUUAUGUAAUAUGCAUCGAAGAUGGUUAGCCAGGAAAUAUUGUCUAAAAAUUUCACCGAAACGUAAAGAAAUAUUACAGGAAAAAGUAUUGGCCGAAAAUUUAUUUAAAAAUAAAAAACAAUCAUAUUUGGAAAGUAUUCCGGAACCAUUCGAAUCGAAUCGUCUUGAUGGUCGUUUGGAUGAAAUGCGACGAAAUAUUUUCGAAAAUAAAUUCAAAAUUGAUGAUGAUGAAAAAACACAAUAUUGUUCGAUGGUUAAUAAAUAUGAUCGUCAUGGUUAUCAUUGUCGACAACGAAUGUUAAUCUUAACUAAUAAACGAUUAUAUUUGUUGGAAGUGAAAAAAUCUACGCUGGCAAUGAAAGAAACAUUAUUAUUAAAUUUGAUCAAAAUUGUUAUCAGUAAUCAUAAUGAUGGAUUAUUUAUCAUCAAAAUUCCAAUAAUGAAAAAAGAAAAGGGUGAUCUUAUUCUAGAAUAUCAUCCAAGAUUGAUUGAAUUGCUGACAAAAUUCAUUCGUUUUGCUGGCCAAGAUAAAUUGAUUAUUGAUAAUGGUAAUAUGUUGGAACAUCAAAUGUCAAACGGUAAAAAAGGACAAAUUCAAUUCUGUGGUGGUGAACGUUAUGAAAUUUCGAAACGUAAAGAUGGCCAAUUACAAGUGAUGGUUAAUCUUUAAAACAUUUUCGCACAAUUUUUGGCUACUUUUAAAAAAAAAUAUUUUUUAUAUGUUAUCAUGCUAGUCCACGUGGUUAUCUUAUUCAUUUUUUUUCUAUAUAUUUUAUAUAUUCAAUAAUUCAAGUCUAUUG
Dermatophagoides pteronyssinus (European house dust mite) is the source of this 3470-nucleotide messenger RNA. RefSeq names its product unconventional myosin IC-like. Gene Ontology annotation, cellular component: microvillus; myosin complex; actin cytoskeleton. Gene Ontology annotation, molecular function: ATP binding; microfilament motor activity; actin filament binding. Lineage: Eukaryota; Metazoa; Arthropoda; Arachnida; Sarcoptiformes; Pyroglyphidae. The record is from RefSeq and is a predicted model, not a curated record. Gene Ontology annotation, biological process: actin filament-based movement; endocytosis; actin filament organization.